This is a messenger RNA of Athene cunicularia (burrowing owl), 1156 nucleotides long. RefSeq names its product embryonic pepsinogen-like. Lineage: Eukaryota; Metazoa; Chordata; Aves; Strigiformes; Strigidae. The record is from RefSeq and is a predicted model, not a curated record. Gene Ontology annotation, molecular function: aspartic-type endopeptidase activity. Gene Ontology annotation, biological process: proteolysis. The transcript is spliced from 9 exons. The coding region runs from base 5 to 1156 and encodes 383 amino acids.
CACAAUGCGGCUCCUCGUGCUCCUCUGCACUGCCUCUGCCCUCUCCCAGGGCAUCACCAAGCUGCGCUUGGAAAGGGGGAAGAAGCUGAGACAGGUCCUCAGGGAGAAGGCUUUGCUGCACCACUUCUUCCAGCAUCACCACUACGACAUUGGCACCAAAUUCCCACAUGCUUUUCCCAACGGGACCAAAGUGGCCACUGAGCCCCUGCUGAACACCCUUGACAUGGAGUACUAUGGGGCCAUCUCCAUCGGCACCCCACCACAGGACUUCACCGUGGUCUUCGACACCGGCUCCUCCAACCUCUGGGUUCCCUCCGUCUCCUGCACCAGCCUGGCUUGCCAAAACCAUCAGAUGUUUAACCCAUCGCAAUCCUCCACCUACAAAAGAACAGGGCAGAACUUGUCUAUCCAGUAUGGCACCGGCGCCAUGGAGGGCACCGUGGGCUCCGACACCGUCACUCUUGCAUCUCUGGUGGACAUCAACCAGCAAUUUGGCUUGAGCACCACCGAGCCCGGCCAGUUUUUUGUCCAUGUCAAAUUUGAUGGGAUCCUGGGCUUGGGCUACCCAAACCUGGCUGCUGAUGGGAUCACACCGGUGUUUGAUAAUUUGGUGAAUGAGAGCUUGCUGGAGGAGAACCUCUUCUCGGUCUAUCUGUCCCGUGAGACAACAGGGAGUGUGGUCAUCUUCGGGGGCAUCGAUGAGUCUUAUUUCACCGGCUCCAUCAGCUGGGUCUCUGUCUCUUACCAAGGUUACUGGCAGAUCUCCAUGGACAGCAUCAUUGUGAACAACCAGGAGAUCGCAUGCCGUGGGGGCUGCCAAGCGGUAGUUGACACCGGCACUUCCCUCGUGGCUGGGCCACCCUCUGACAUCAGUAACAUCCAGAGCACAGCUGGGGCCAGGCAGGACGCGUACGGAGAGUAUAAUGUGAACUGCAGCUCCAUUUCUGCCAUGCCUGAUGUCAUCUUUGUCAUCGAAGGGAUGCAGUAUCCUGUGUCUGCCUCGGCUUACACUGAGCAGAACAGCAAAGGACCUUGCAUCAGCAGCUUCCAGAACACCUCUGGGAACCUCUGGAUCUUGGGAGAUGUCUUCAUCAGAGUGUACUAUAGCAUCUUCGACCGGGCCAACAACCGCGUUGGACUGGCCAAGGCUAUUUAG